Molecule: messenger RNA, 4627 nt
Organism: Globicephala melas (long-finned pilot whale)
Lineage: Eukaryota; Metazoa; Chordata; Mammalia; Artiodactyla; Delphinidae
Gene: ZNF691
Product: zinc finger protein 691
Biological process (GO): regulation of transcription by RNA polymerase II
Cellular component (GO): nucleus
Molecular function (GO): RNA polymerase II cis-regulatory region sequence-specific DNA binding; DNA-binding transcription factor activity, RNA polymerase II-specific
Source: RefSeq, a predicted model, not a curated record
AUUUACUAAACAUAUACUCUCUGGUCCUUUACAGAAAGUUUGCUGACCUCCCACUCCUUAAAGAUUUAAGGUACUGUCCAUAUUUCACAUUUUAGAUUAUAUGUACUGUACCAUUUUUUAAUUGAAUUUUUUUUGUUUCCCAACAAGAUCAUGUAAGGGAUCUUUUUCAUACUUGCCUUCUUCACAGGGCUAGCAUGUAGCGUCUUCAACAGUUGUAGUAGCAGCUGUCAUGUACUGAAUGACUAGUACUGCCACACUUUACACUGGGCAUAUUAUAGGCAUUUUCUCUAACAAAGUCCUGCUGUGUCUGUUGGUAUCACAAUUUUAGUGAUGUGGAAGUUGAGGCUCAGAGUGGUUGAGUAAUUUGCAGAGUUGUAAGGACUGUAUGUGUCACUAUAGGGAUCCAACCCUAAAUUCAGUCGGUGUCCCUUCCAUUACCAGACCCCACCUGGAGCAGUUAUGAAGCUUUCAUUUUCCAUCAUCAGUGCCCCAUCAUUGUGCUUCCCUCCCUCAUCCCUUUGUUCAUGUCACUCUGUACAGUAUCUCCACCAGCCCAUGCUGCCUUUUGAAAUGCUGUUACUUCUUCAAGGUUCAGAGGAACUACCACUCUCCUCUUAUCAGUACUUUCUUCCCCUCAUUCCCUGUCCUUGGCUGUCAGAACUCAAAGGAGUCUGUGCAGCUUAGCAAGCAUUUGCUGAUGUUUGCAUAAGUAGGCCCUGUGUUGGGCACUCUGUGUGUGGGGGGCAGGGAAUGUGUGUUUGGGAGACUGUGUGUGGUGUGUGAGUAUAGCUGGAUGUGUGUAUGGUGUGUAAUUGGAUAGCCAUGAAUGUGGCUCUGUGUGUGGGAGGGUUGUGUGUGGUAUGUAUGCGUGUGACUGUGUAUGUGUGACUGCGUGAUACGUAUGUGUGUUGUGAGAGUGGCUGAGUGUGUUGGUAUGUGAGUAUGGCUGUGUGUGGUGUGAGUCUAUGUGUGAGACUGUCUGUGUAUGCACUGCUGUGUGUGGUGUUUGAGUGGAAGUGGGUACUGACCAAUCAGAACAGACACAGCCUAGGCCCUCAGUGGGUCUUGGAGGACCCCGAUGUUAAGCCUUUAUUUGCUAGACUGUGGUGAGGUCUGGGGAAGGGAAGGAGUGUACACGUAAGAGGAUUCAGAGCUGGGCCUUGUAACCGAGUAGGAGAGCCUCAAGAAUUAGAGAUUCUGUUCUCUUCAUUUUGAAAACAGGCAAAUAGGUGGAUGCUUUUAAGGAAGGCUUUUCAGAAACGAUUAAACAUAAUGGGAAUUUCAGUUAACUUAACAGUUAGGCAGAAAAAUCGAACGCAUCCCCAAAUGGAAGCUCCUUUACUUGUAGGUGAAUUCGAGUCUAGACUGUGGUAUUAAGAAAAGUGACAUUGUGCACAUCAUACAAAUAUCUUUUGGGGCUGGACAAAGCUGAGGCCUUCUUUUUGCUCUGGUGGGUAGCUUUAAAUAUCUGUGGAAGUUUGUCACUUGACAGUAAGUAAAGGCAUUCUAUCCGAGUAUUCCAGUUAAUUGAGGUUAUUUCUGACGGAUGGUUCCAAAGGGAUGGUGUAUACCCAACCCUUCAACCAGGACGAAAGAUUCCCUGGGGUCUGGCCUGACCCAAGGAAUAAAGGUGUUGGCCAUUUGUGUUCAUUCUCAGGGUUCAGAGAUGGGCAGUGAGAAGGAGCAGAGCCCAGAACGGCACCUGCCUGAGGAAGGGGAACGGGGUAAUAAGCCAUGGAGAGUGGAUGACUCAGAGGGUUCUUGGAUCCCAGAUGGGGAGAAAGAGCAUGGGCAAGCAAGCCUGCCAGAGGGGCCACAAGGGCUCUAUCCAGAGAAGCCACCGCAGGACGUCACUGUCCCCGCUGGAGAGCCAGAGGACCUCUCUGCUCAUCCGAGGCACGAGGCUGAUGAGAAGCCCUUUAUAUGUGCCCAGUGUGGCAAAACCUUCAAUAAUACCUCCAACCUGAGAACACACCAGCGGAUCCACACAGGCGAGAAACCCUACAAGUGUUCUGAGUGUGGCAAGAGCUUCUCGAGAAGCUCCAACCGCAUCCGGCACGAGCGCAUCCACCUGGAGGAGAAGCACUAUAAGUGCCCCAACUGCGAGGAGAGCUUCCGGCGGCACUCGGACCUCACCACGCACCAGCAGGACCACCUGGGCAGGUGGCCCUUCCGCUGCGACAUCUGCGGCAAGAGCUUCAGCCAGAGCUCGGCGCUGGCCGUGCACUACCGGACCCACCUGGAGCCGGCGCCCUACAUCUGCUGCGAGUGCGGGAAGAGCUUCAGCAACAGCUCCAGCUUCGGCGUGCACCACCGCACCCACACAGGUGGUAUUAUUGCCUUAGAAGAUCACAAUUUUACAACCAUCAUGUAAUGAAUAGAUUCAGGCUGAUUCCUGUUGGGGACAGUGUUCCAGUGGCCUUCAAGGAGCAACCAGCCUAGAGGAAGAGACAGAUGGAAGGUGUUGGUUACUGUGAUUUGGUUUCGGCCCAGAUCCAUGUUACAAUGGGCCACCAUAUAGCCCUUGGUAAUGGGUUGAGUCCUGGAGAGGGUUGGGGUUAUCAAGUGUAAUGUUGAUUGGGUUUAAGGUUUUUAGUUUCCAUUUAUUGAGCACCCCCAUCAAGUUACUUAUACCCAAGGCCUGGGGCCUGGGGAGUAGGCAGGUCAAAAGGCUCCCAGAGUAGGCCCAGGUCCUGGCUCAGGGUUAAAACCACCACUUCAGAGUGUGAAGAACCUAGCCACAAGAUACCCACAAAACCACAGACAUAUGGGGCAAAUUGAGACAAAGCAGAGACCAUGCUUCCAGACACCCAAAGGAAUGGAGCAUUGUCCCAGAGACAGCAUGUCUACAGACAUGGAAAGGGUACUGCUUAGUUCCAGAGCAGGGGUGUGCAGGGUACCUGAGCUUGAGACUUUGUGAAAUAGAGUUGAUCACACUUUUUACUUUGGCUGUUCAGAGGAAGGACAUCUUUAUCAAACUGCACCCAUUCUGAAAACCUGACUGUGGUCAUUCAGAAGCCAAGGCUUGCAUAGGAAGUGGGGGAAAACAGGAGUAGAGCUAGAGAAGGAGCCAUUCAGGCUCUAUGAGAGAACAGCUCAUUCCUUUUCCCUCCUACCUUCCUGGAGGGAGAGGCUAGUGAUAGAAGGCAGCCCACCAUGAUACUCAUUUCUCAGUGUAUGUGGGUCUGAGGUAAACAUGGAGAACUUCUUAAGGGUGAACAGGGAAUAGCCUGCCCUCCUGGUCAAAUGGUAACCCUGCUGCUGUUACAUAUGGGCCCAGGACGGCUGCCCAUCACUCAUCACUCAAGGCCUGCCAGACAGUUCCCUUGACCCAGAUGCCCCAGGUAGGGGAUGGAAGAGAACCUGAAUAGGGAGCUGGUACCCUGUCAGCACAACAGGAGCAGAGUUAGAAAACACAACCCCAAGGGAAGCCAGAGGAAUACUAAUCUGGACCCUCUGGAAAAGUUGUCUUCAAACUGGGUAUGCAUACCCCUGGGGGUUCACAAAAACUUUCCAAGAGGUAUGUGAGCAUAUUUAGCUUACAGGGAAUCAAUGUAAAGGUGCUCAGCUUCCAGGUGUACUCUUUACAAAAAUUAAUCUGACUAAGAGGAGUGAUGACAGCAAGAUGGUAAAAUAAGAAGCUCAGACUCCCUUCCCCAACAGAGACAUUGACGUAACAAUAAUAGACAGUCCAAAAAGCCUUUAUGAGAAUUCCAGAAACCAGUGAAGAAACUCACAGUACCCAGGCAAACUAAAAGCCAAGAACAGCUACACUGAAACAGAUAAGAGGAACCAUUUCAUUUCACUCACAAUAGCCCUUCUCCCAAGCUGGCACGGCUUGGAGCACUCAGGAGUAGAAUAGAAAUCAUAGAGUGAGUGCUCUCAGACCACAGUGGAAUUAAACUAGAAAUUAGCAACAGAAAAAUGGCUAGAUAAUCCCAAAAUACAUGGAAUUUAAAGUAUUAAAUAAACUUUAAAUAACACAAAACUUCUAAACAACACACAGGCCAAAGAAGAGAUAUCAAGAGAAAUUUUUAAAUGUUUUGAACUAAAUGAAAAACACAACUUAUCAAAAUUUGUGGGAUGUAGCAAAAGAAGUGCUUUGAUGGCACUGAAUAACAUAUAUUAGAAAAGAGGGAAACUCUAAACUCAAUAAUCUAAGCUCUACCUUUGGAAGUUUAGAAAAAGAAGAGAAAACUAAAUCAAAAGUAAGCAGAAGAAAAGAAAUAAUAAAAAUUAGAGCAGAAAUCAAUGAAGCUGAAAACAGGAUAUCAAUAGAGAAAAUGAUCAAAACCGAAAGCUGGUUCUUUGAAAAGAUGAAUAAAGUUGAUAAGCCUCUAGCUAGGCUAACUGAGAAAAAAGAGGACACAAAUUUCUAAUAUCAGAAGUGAAAAAGGGGGCAUCUGAUCCCAUGGACAUUAAAAGGAUAAUAAAGGAAUAUGAGCAACUCUAUGCCCACAAAUUUAAUAAUCUAGAUGAAAUGGGCCAAUUCCCUGAAAGAUAAAAACUAUCAAAACUCACAUAAGGGGCUUCCCUGGUGGCCCAGUGGUUGAGAGUCCGCCUGCCGAUGCAGGGGACGCGGGUUCGUGCCCUGGUCCGGGAAGAUCCCACAUGCCGCAGAGCGGCU